This is a messenger RNA of Oryza brachyantha (malo sina), 1848 nucleotides long. RefSeq names its product sulfite exporter TauE/SafE family protein 3-like. The record is from RefSeq and is a predicted model, not a curated record. Gene Ontology annotation, biological process: protein ubiquitination. The transcript is spliced from 13 exons. NCBI's taxonomy places the organism in Eukaryota, Viridiplantae, Streptophyta, Magnoliopsida, Poales, Poaceae. The coding region runs from base 135 to 1535 and encodes 466 amino acids. Gene Ontology annotation, cellular component: Cul4A-RING E3 ubiquitin ligase complex; membrane.
UCUACCCACAACCACCGCCUCCGCCGCCGCUCGCCUCCAACCUUCCCUGCUAUCCUCCCGCCCUCCCCUGAGGAUCGCCGGCAGCCACAUACUUUUUGGCCAAGAACUCGAUCGUCGGCAAUCUUUCACCAAGAAUGGGGACGAGAUGGCACGCCUUCGCCGCGGUCGGCGCGGCCUGCGCGGCCGCCGUCGCCGUCGCCGCCGCCGACAGGGGUUUCCCGUUCGCGGAGGCCGCGGUGGCGGCGCCGGUGGAAGCGAGCUACCUGCGGAAGGUGGCCAGCUUCCUGUGGAGCGGCGAGACCGCUUAUCAGCACGUGUGGCCGCCGAUGGAACUUGGUUGGCAAAUUAUUCUGGGGACAUUAAUCGGAUUCUUUGGAGCAGCAUUUGGGAGUGUAGGAGGAGUAGGUGGUGGUGGGAUCUUCGUGCCGAUGCUCACCUUGAUCAUUGGGUUCGACGCGAAGUCGUCGACGGCGAUAUCGAAAUGUAUGAUAAUGGGGGCAGCUGUUUCAACUGUGUACUACAACCUCAAACUGAAGCACCCAACUUUGGACAUGCCAAUUAUUGACUAUGAUCUAGCUGUGCUUAUUCAGCCGAUGCUAAUGUUAGGGAUCAGCAUUGGUGUUAUUUUCAAUGUCAUAUUUCCUGAUUGGCUGGUUACGGUUCUCUUGAUCAUCCUUUUCCUAGGCACUUCAAUUAAAGCUUUUCUGAGGGGUAUUGACACGUGGAAGAAAGAGACAAUAUUGCAAAGGGAAGCAGCAAAGCGACUGGAGCACACAAGUGAAGAACCGGAGUAUACUCCACUCCCAACAGGACCAGCUGCAACAGCCGAGUCAAAAAAACCAUCAGAUGAAGCAGAAUCCAUUUGGCAGAAUGUUUACUGGAAGGAGUUUGGACUUCUUGCCUUUGUUUGGGUAGCAUUCCUCGUGCUUCAGGUCACUAAGAAUUACAUGCCAACUUGCUCCACAUGGUACUGGGUUUUGAACAUUCUACAGAUCCCGGUGUCAAUUGGGGUGACCAUGUAUGAAGGGCUGGGCUUGAUGCAAGGGAGGAGGGUCAUAUCAUCAAAAGGAACUGAACAAACCAAUCUGAAAUUUCAUCAGCUACUGGUAUACUGCUUUUUCGGGAUGAUGGCUGGUGUUGUCGGUGGUCUGCUUGGUCUUGGCGGCGGCUUCAUCAUGGGGCCUCUGUUCUUGGAGCUUGGAAUCCCCCCACAGGUCUCAAGUGCCACAGCUACCUUUGCAAUGAUGUUCUCAUCUUCCAUGUCUGUCGUUGAAUACUACCUCUUGAACCGGUUCCCUGUGCCAUAUGCUCUUUUCUUCACCGUCACAGCGUUCUUCGCCGCGAUUGUCGGACAGCAUGUUGUGAGAAAGCUGAUCAACUGGUUAGGGCGGGCAUCACUCAUUAUCUUCAUACUGUCCUUCAUGAUCUUCGUCAGUGCAAUCUCACUUGGUGGAGUUGGCAUCUCCAACAUGGUUGGCAAGAUUUCGCGCCACGAGUACAUGGGUUUCGACAACAUUUGCAACUAUGAUGUAUAAGAGGCAGGCUCCCAGGGGCCAAUAUAUUUGCAGUUCAGUGAAUAGAAGACUGUGAUCUGGACUUUUCAGCUGUCUUCAAAUUGCUUGCAGCAAUUAUAGAUUGAAGCAUAGGGGCAUCAUGCCGAUCAAAUUUUCGCCCUGCGAUUCGAGAUAUUUGUUGUCGCACGACAUGUCGGAGGGGACAAAUUAUAUCCAUUCUUGAAAUUGUAAUUUUAGUAGUCUUUUGUGGGGUUCAAACAUAAGCAGUCGGUAAGCUCUGGAGAGAAUGUCAAGAGCAGGUCAAUUUAUUUAUUAUUCAUUUUUACUGGUUUCA